AUGGUGUACUGUGGCAAGCCUUCGAGGGGCUGCCAGAUGUGCAGGACGAGGAGAAUCAAGUGCGACGAGACAAAGCCCACAUGCAACCAGUGCACCAAGUCGCGCCGCCAAUGUCCUGGCUACAAGGACGAAUUCGAUCUCGUCUUUCGCAACGAGACCAAGGCAACCGAGAGGAGGGCACAGAAGGCCAACCGCAAGGCCCUCGGCAAGGGCAAAGAUGUCGAACCCCUGGCGCAACCCCAGGUCCAGCUCACCAAGAGCGCGUCUUCUUCACCUGCCAGCCAAGACGGCUUCUCUAUCGUCAUACCCAUGCUCGACGUGCCCGUCGAGCAAAUGGCAUCGUGCCACUUUGUGUCUAAUUAUGUCUUGAUCCCGCGCCAGGGCAGCACCAGAGGCUUCCACGAGUACCUGCUGCCGCUUCUCAAGUCGGAAAUGCCCAGCAGCCACCUGCACCACGCGUUCAACGCCUGCGCAUUGGCGUCACUAGGGAACAGGCCGAACGCUUCUGCGACGAAACUCAACGCCAAGGCCCUCGGCCACUACACAAAGGCACUGGCUGCGACGCACGUCGCUCUCCAGCACCCGGAGCAGGGCAAGUCGGACGCCACGCUCGCCUCCGUCCUCAUGCUCGGGCUGUUCGAAAACAUCACGGCCAGGCAGAUGGGCAUGUUCGCUUGGGGUUCACAUAUCGAAGGCGCCAUUCAGCUCGUCAAAGCCCGCGGACGCAAGCAACUACGCACCAAGACGGGCUUCCUCCUGUUCGUUGCUGUUCGUACGCAGAUGAUUAUCCACACACUCACUACGUGCACCGCACCCAUCAUGGGCGUCGAGUGGUGGUUGAGUGAUGCUGUCAAGGAUGAGGCCGCUGCCAUAUCACAACGCUUCGCCAUCAAGACGGCCGAACUGAGAGCCGAAGCCACGCGCCUCAUGUCCACCAUGGCUCGCUGCCCUGAGAACAUCGACAUCAUGUUGGACAUGAUUCGGCGUGCCCAAACGGUCGAUCAAGAGGCCAUGAACUGGCUGCAAAACCUACCGGAGCACUUUAGGUUCAAGACGGUGGCUUGGGAGGACCACGUCCCUAAUGGUGACUAUGAGAAGGCUGAAGUGUUCCCUGGGCGUGUUGAUAUCUAUCAAGAUUUUUGGAUCGCCAGUGUACUGAACAUGGCCCGCGUCUGCCGCCUCAUUCUGGCGUCGGUCAUCGUUCGUUGCGCGGCCUGGGUUUGCAGCCCAGUUGACUACCGCACGACACCAGAAUAUGCUUCGGCCGCGCGGACGUGUGUCGACACCAUCACCGACAUUGUUGCAUCGGUGCCUUAUCAGCUCGGCUGGCACUUGAAGCGCCCUGAAGUGAUGGAGCGCGCGAACCUCUCCGGUUUUGCCUGCGGUGUGGAGGACGCCCUGAAGGGCCUGCCCGGCUACUUCCUGACGUGGCCUCUUGCCAUCCUGCACGGCCAGGACUACACGACCGAUGCGCAGCGGUCCUGGAUCGUAGGUCGACUCAAGUUCAUCGGCGACGAGCUCGGCGUGAAAUAUGCCCACUUGCUCUCUCAGAUUCAAAUCCGCAUCCCAUCCAUGCUCAUCCGCCGCGAUGGUCUCAUGGCCAAUCCAUACCCCAACUCGCACAACUUUGAAAAGAUGCUCUCGGCUCGCCUGCUGUCGGCCCGCGAAGCACCGCCCUCGGCAGGCUACGAGAUGAAUCCCCUCCAGCAGCGCGAGGCCAUGCAGCGCGAACAGGCCGAGAAGAAGAAGGCCGAACUGUUGGCCAAGGCCACCGGCACAGCGGGGCAGUCGGGGCAGUGGGUGGCGCAAAAUUGGCUGAGGGUAUAG
Verticillium nonalfalfae is the source of this 1827-nucleotide messenger RNA. RefSeq lists its product as uncharacterized. The record is from RefSeq and is a predicted model, not a curated record. Bases 1 to 1827 code for a protein of 608 amino acids. The transcript has 3 exons. NCBI's taxonomy places the organism in Eukaryota, Fungi, Ascomycota, Sordariomycetes, Glomerellales, Plectosphaerellaceae. Gene Ontology annotation, biological process: regulation of DNA-templated transcription. Gene Ontology annotation, molecular function: zinc ion binding; DNA-binding transcription factor activity, RNA polymerase II-specific.